This is a messenger RNA of Polyodon spathula (Mississippi paddlefish), 1384 nucleotides long. Its product is annotated as rhomboid-related protein 1-like. Lineage: Eukaryota; Metazoa; Chordata; Actinopteri; Acipenseriformes; Polyodontidae. The record is from RefSeq and is a predicted model, not a curated record. Gene Ontology annotation, cellular component: membrane. The transcript has 7 exons. Gene Ontology annotation, molecular function: serine-type endopeptidase activity. The coding region runs from base 258 to 1112 and encodes 284 amino acids.
ACAGCUCUGUGUGGAGGGCAGAGGGAAGUGUGAGCAACACUGUAGCCGCUGCUGCUGAUGCUGAUAACACGGCUUGUGCUGCCUCUGGUUUAGGGCUACGAGAGAGGGGCUGCCUCACGCCGCCUGCCUGCCUGCCUGUUUGAACCCAGGGUCGACUGCUUCUUGUCCAAGACCUUUCCAAGAAGCUGCCCCAUCUCAAUCUCGAGACCCCCUCCCCUCUGCCCUUGUCGCGGUUCAUCUAAAUUCCUGGGUGGUAUAUGGAUAGAAGUUCCCUGUUUCAGCUCAUACAAGAGCAGCUCGACCCAGAGAACACCGGAUUCAUCGCAGUGGAGAACAUCAGCAGCCUGCUGGAGCACCAUGAGCUGCAGCUGGACCCGUCCAAACUGGAGAUGCUGUUCGCGCUGGUGCAGAGCAACGAGGAGGGCCAGGUGUGCUACCAAGAGCUCCUCGAGCUGAUGAGCAGUAAACGCUCCAGCAGUUUCCGCCGGGCGAUCGCCAACGGGCGGCGCUCGCUGCAGAGGGAGAUCCUAUUGGACGAGACGGGGCUGGGGCUCUACAAGCGCUUUGUGCGCUACGUGGCGUACGAGAUCCUGCCGUGCGAGACGGACCGCCGCUGGUACUUCCACCAGAACCGAUUCUGCCCGCCCCCCAUCUUCAUGGCGAUCAUCACGGUCAUACAGAUUAUUGUAUUCCUCUGCUAUGGUGCAAUGCUAAAUAAGUGGGUCCUGCAAACCUACCAGCUGGACUUCAUGAAGAGCCCCCUGGUGUAUCACCCAGGGCACCGGGCGCAGGUCUGGAGGUUCUUCACAUACAUGUUCAUGCAUGUCGGGCUGGAGCAACUGGGGUUCAACGCCCUCCUGCAGCUGAUGAUCGGAGUGCCUCUUGAGAUGGUUCACGGCAUCCUCCGUAUCAGCCUCCUGUACAUGGCAGGGGUGCUGGCGGGCUCCCUGACGGUCUCCAUCACUGACAUGAGAGCCCCCGUGGUGGGGGGGUCCGGCGGGGUCUACGCACUCUGCUCAGCUCAUCUCGCCAAUGUCGUCAUGAACUGGGCUGGGAUGCGCUGUCCUUACAAACUGCUCAGGAUGAUCCUGGCUCUCGUCUGCAGUAAGUAGAUGCUCAUGUUCACAUUUACACAGUCAGGUAAGUGGUAAGUACUGUGCAGGGCAUGGCUGGAGUUAGUGCCAGUGAAGGGUGGUGGACCAACAGCACUGGAGACUCUUCCACAAGGCAGGUGCCUCUCCGCGAUGAUCUUGGAGCCUGUGAAAAGGGCUGACCGCAUCGGAGACUGAAGCAAUCUUUUCUAAAACCUUCCAAUGCAGAGCGUCCCUUUUCUUCUGAUUUAGGGUGUAGGUUGACUUUUUAAAAAUUAUUGUUUUGUCUUUCU